Messenger RNA from Lasiodiplodia theobromae, 1575 nucleotides. Its product is annotated as MFS transporter. Gene Ontology annotation, molecular function: structural constituent of ribosome; transmembrane transporter activity. The transcript is spliced from 7 exons. The coding region runs from base 1 to 1575 and encodes 524 amino acids. The record is from RefSeq and is a predicted model, not a curated record. Gene Ontology annotation, biological process: transmembrane transport; translation. Gene Ontology annotation, cellular component: ribosome; large ribosomal subunit; membrane. Lineage: Eukaryota; Fungi; Ascomycota; Dothideomycetes; Botryosphaeriales; Botryosphaeriaceae.
AUGGAUUUGAGCAACGAAAAACAGCCACAAAGCCAACAGAUAGUCCAGGAAGACCAUGAAUCUUUACAAAAUUGUAGCGAUUCUUCCCAUCAAGACACAGCAAGGCGCUGGAAUUCGUCUAUUUCAAACACGCUCCGCAUAGCCGCCACCUACUGGUGUUUCAUUCUUCUCGGAGCCAACGACAGCUUAUACGGCGUUCUCAUUCCGCGGCUCGAGUCAUUCUACCGUCUCAACUACACAACCGUUUCACUGCUCUUUCUUUCGCCAGUUGCCGGUUUCAUCGCCAGCACGCUCGCAAAUCACUCCAUCCAUGAACGCUUUGGCCAACGUGGUAUUGCACUAAUCGGAGGCUCCUGCCACAUCGUAGCCUACGCCAUCGCGAGCAUACAUCCUCCGUUCCCCGCGCUGGUGGUCGUGUACAUCCUGGUCGGACUAGGAAGCGGGACAAAACAGGCGGCGUGGAACUCGUACGUCGGCGGCAUGCAGAACCCAAACGAGCUCCUCGGGCUACUCCACGGUUUCUACGGAGCCGGCGCCACCAUCAUGCCCUCGGUCGCAAGCAGUCUUUUCACCAAGCGGAACUGGCAGUGGUACAUGAUCUACUACCCCUUGCUGGGCCUGGCUGCUCUGGACAUGGCUUUCUCUCUUUGCACGUUUGCGAACCAGGGCGGACGAUCUUACCGAGAGAAGAACGAAAUCCGGCCCCGCGAGCAUCCCCAGCAACCAGAUGCCUCACCUGAACAGGGACGAAAUGUAUUCUCCCGGUGCUUCACUUCUAUCAAACGCAGCCAAACAGCCCUCUGCCUCAGACAGAAAGUUGUGUUCCUCGGCAGUGCCUUUCUUCUUUCCUACGUUGGCUCAGAAGUGGCAAUGGGAGGGUGGAUGGUGACUUUUCUAACCAAGACUCGACACGGCACCGCGUUUGCCUCUGGGAUCGCUUCGAGCGGGUUUUGGGCCGGCCUCACCGUAGGCAGGUUUGUUCUGGGCUUCGCAACAGCAAGGCUUUUCAGAAGCGUCAAGCUCGCUGUAUCAUGCUAUCUGGGCCUCUCGAUCGUCAUGCAGCUCUUGUUCUGGCUGAUACCAAACUUCAUUGCAUCGGCUAUCAGCGCAGCGUUCUUGGCAAACAUGCCUACGAGGUUGACCAAGACCAGGAAGCACCGCGGCCACGUCUCGGCCGGUCACGGUCGCAUUGGCAAGCACAGGAAGCACCCCGGUGGUCGUGGUCUCGCUGGUGGUCAGCACCACCACAGAACCAAUAUGGACAAGUACCACCCCGGUUACUUCGGUAAGGUCGGUAUGAGGUACUUCCACAAGGUCCAGAGCCAGUUCUACAAGCCCGUCAUCAACCUUGACAAGCUCUGGACCCUCGUCCCCGCCGAGAAGCGCGAUGAGUACCUCAGCGCCAAGUCGGCCGACAAGGCGCCCGUCGUCGACCUCCUCACCUUCGGCUACGCCAAGCUCCUCGGCAAGGGCCGCCUCCCCAACGUCCCCAUCGUCGUCAAGGCCCGCUACGUCAGCGCCGAGGCCGAGCGCAAGAUCAAGGAGGCCGGUGGUGUCAUCCAGCUCGUCGCUUAA